This is a messenger RNA of Manis pentadactyla (Chinese pangolin), 1574 nucleotides long. It is a transcript of the gene P2RX6, whose product is annotated as purinergic receptor P2X 6. The coding region runs from base 196 to 1482 and encodes 428 amino acids. Gene Ontology annotation, biological process: response to ATP; monoatomic cation transmembrane transport. The record is from RefSeq and is a predicted model, not a curated record. The transcript has 12 exons. Gene Ontology annotation, cellular component: nuclear inner membrane; plasma membrane. Lineage: Eukaryota; Metazoa; Chordata; Mammalia; Pholidota; Manidae. Gene Ontology annotation, molecular function: extracellularly ATP-gated monoatomic cation channel activity; ATP binding; purinergic nucleotide receptor activity.
CGGGAGGCCUAAGGCAGCUGGGGGUUGGAACUGUGCCCCGGAUUGGGGGGUGGAGGCUGGAUCCUGCACGGGGAGAAGUGUCCCUUUAAUAGCUGCUGGCUGGCCCAGCUGGGACGCCUGUUUGCCUCCUGCUCAGCUGUGGUUGCAGCUGCUCUGCUGACUCAUGCGCCCCAGCAGCCAGCAGGAGCUGGAAGCAUGGGCUUCCCUGGGGCCGCAGCAGUCUGGGGGCUUCUGGAUUACAAAACGGAGAAAUAUGUGAUAACCAGGAACUGGCGGGUGGGCGCCCUGCAGAGGCUGCUGCAGCUUGGGGUCACAGCCUACGUGGUGGGGUGGGCGCUCCUUGCCAAAAAAGGCUACCAGGAGCAGGACCUGGACCCCCAGAUUUCCAUCAUCAGUAAACUCAAAGGGGUUUCCGUGACCCAGAUUGAGGAGCUGGGGAACCGGCUGUGGGACGUGGCCGACUUCGUGAAGCCUCCACAGGGAGAGAACGUGUUCUUUUUGGUGACCAAUUUCCUUGCGACACCAGAACAAGUUCAGGGAAGGUGCCCAGAGCACCCAUCCAUCCCGCUGGCUAACUGCUGGGCCGACGAGGACUGUCCUGAAGGGGAGAUGGGGACACACAGCCACGGCAUAAAAACGGGCCAGUGUGUGGUAUUCAAUGACACCCACAGGACCUGUGAGAUCCAGGCCUGGUGCCCCGUGGAGAGUGGCAGUGUGCCCACGAAGCCCCUGCUGAUACAAGCAGAGAACUUCACUCUGUUCAUCAAAAACACUGUCACUUUCAGCAAGUUCAACUUCUCCAAGUCCAAUGCCUUGGAGACCUGGGACACCACCUAUUUCAAGCGCUGUCACUAUGACCCACACUCCAGCCCCUACUGUCCGGUGUUCCGCAUUGGGGACCUCGUGGCUGCGGCUGGAGGGGUCUUUGAGGACCUGGCAUUGCUGGGAGGUGCUGUGGGCAUCAAUGUCCACUGGGACUGCGACCUGGAUGCUGGUGGCCCUGACUGCCAGCCUCACUACUCCUUCCACCUGCAGGAAACAACCUACAACUUCAGGACGGCCACGCACUGGUGGGAGGCCUCAGGCGUGGAGGCCCGGAGUCUGCUCAAGCUCUAUGGGAUCCGUUUCAACAUCCUCGUCACGGGGCGGGCAGGGAAGUUCGGGCUCAUCCCCACUGCUAUCACCCUGGGCACAGGAGCAGCCUGGCUGGGCGCGAUCACCUUCUUCUGUGACCUGCUGCUGUUGUACGUGGACGGAGAAGCCCAUUUCUACUGGAAGACCAAGUAUGAGGAGGCAAAGGCCCCGAAGGCGACCGCCAGCCCUGAGCAGUCAGUGGCAGCUUCCACAGCCUGCGCCUGGCCACCCGGGUGUCUCGGAGUGGGCCCGGCACCUGCUCCCGUGGCGGCUGCCUCUGGGAGCCCGACACUGGUACCAGGGUGGUCCUGCCCAGGCUCUGACCUCCACUCGCUGGCCCUGUCCUAAAGCCUGUCACUGUUCCCUGCUGGUUGGAGGUUGGGGACUGGGAAGGGAGGGGGCCCUGGCUUGGGGACCUCAUGGAUAAAGCCCCAGCAGGA